AUGUCUCGUCUUCGCGACACAGCGGAUUAUAUAUCGAAAGCAAAGCGUAGAUGGGCCGGUCACACUAUGGAAAGAAUCGACGGUAGAUGGACCAAAAGAACGCUAGAGUGGAUCCGAAGAGAUGCUAAACACCUUCGAAGAAGACGGCCAACGAGAUGGGGUGAAGUAUUCCCUACACGGAGCUCAGCUGGAUACGGCUCAAGGACCUCCUCAACGUCACUCACGAAACUUGAGAACAUCUUAGAUGACAAUGGCGAGGGAACGAAACGAGUGGAAGAGAUGCCGGGCCAUCUAAGUAUCUAA
Messenger RNA from Necator americanus (New World hookworm), 303 nucleotides. RefSeq lists its product as uncharacterized. NCBI's taxonomy places the organism in Eukaryota, Metazoa, Nematoda, Chromadorea, Rhabditida, Ancylostomatidae. The record is from RefSeq and is a predicted model, not a curated record. The transcript has a single exon. Bases 1 to 303 code for a protein of 100 amino acids.